Trichophyton benhamiae CBS 112371 is the source of this 1191-nucleotide messenger RNA. RefSeq lists its product as uncharacterized. The record is from RefSeq and is a predicted model, not a curated record. Gene Ontology annotation, molecular function: ketol-acid reductoisomerase activity. Gene Ontology annotation, cellular component: mitochondrion. The coding region runs from base 1 to 1191 and encodes 396 amino acids. The transcript has 4 exons. Gene Ontology annotation, biological process: L-valine biosynthetic process. NCBI's taxonomy places the organism in Eukaryota, Fungi, Ascomycota, Eurotiomycetes, Onygenales, Arthrodermataceae.
AUGGCUGCCCGUCCCUUGGCCAGGGCUGUUGCCCGUCACCUAUCCCAGUCAGCUUCUGCCGUCUCUCGGAGGUCGUUUGUUGCGGCUGCAAGCUCUCGUCCAACCCUGGUCGCUGCCGGCAGAGCUGCCAUUGCCUCCCCGGUCACGCAGCAAAUCCGAGGUGUCAAGACCAUCGACUUUGCCGGCACCAAGGAGACCGUCUACGAGCGGGAGGACUGGCCACGCGAGAAGCUCCUGGAGUACUUUAAGAACGACACCCUCGCCCUCAUCGGAUACGGUUCCCAGGGCCACGGCCAGGGCCUUAACCUGCGUGACAAUGGUCUUAACGUCAUUGUAGGUGUCCGAAAGGACGGUGCGUCGUGGAAAGAGGCCAUCCAGGAUGGCUGGAUCCCCGGCAAGAACUUGUUCGAUGUCACCGAGGCCAUCAAGAAGGGAACCAUCGUCAUGAACUUGCUCAGCGAUGCCGCCCAGAGUGAGACAUGGCCUACCAUCAAGCCUCUUCUUACUAAGGGAAAGCAGACACUUUACUUCUCGCACGGCUUCUCUCCUGUCUUCAAGGACCUGACUAAAGUCGACGUGCCAAAGGACAUUGAUGUCAUCCUGGUCGCACCCAAGGGCUCUGGCCGAACCGUUCGCUCUCUCUUCCGUGAAGGCCGUGGUAUCAAUUCUUCCGUUGCCGUCUUCCAGGAUGUAACCGGAAAGGCCGAGGAAAAGGCCGUGGCUCUCGGUGUUGCUGUUGGUAGCGGAUACCUCUACAAGACCACCUUUGAAAAGGAGGUGUACUCUGACCUCUACGGCGAGCGUGGUUGCUUGAUGGGUGGCAUCCAUGGCAUGUUCCUCGCCCAGUACGAGGUCCUUCGCGAGAGAGGCCACAGCCCCAGCGAAGCCUUCAACGAGACUGUCGAGGAGGCUACCCAGAGUCUGUAUCCUCUUAUUGGUGCCAAUGGAAUGGACUGGAUGUACGCCGCCUGCUCCACGACUGCUCGCCGUGGUGCCAUUGACUGGAGCAGCAAAUUCAAGGACACCCUCAAGCCCGUCUUCAAUGAACUGUAUGACAGCGUGAAGGAUGGUAAGGAAACCAAGCGCUCGUUGGAUUAUAACUCGCAGAAGGACUACCGAGAGAAGUACGAGAAGGAGAUGCAGGAGAUCCGCGACCUAGAGAUCUGGAGAGCCGGAAAGGCUGUCAGGUAA